This is a messenger RNA of Mercenaria mercenaria, 2044 nucleotides long. Its product is annotated as nucleolar protein 11-like. The coding region runs from base 3 to 2003 and encodes 666 amino acids. Gene Ontology annotation, cellular component: nucleus; nucleolus. The transcript has 16 exons. Lineage: Eukaryota; Metazoa; Mollusca; Bivalvia; Venerida; Veneridae. Gene Ontology annotation, molecular function: RNA binding. The record is from RefSeq and is a predicted model, not a curated record. Gene Ontology annotation, biological process: maturation of SSU-rRNA.
AGAUGUCUGCGCCCAUGGAAAGCAUUGCGUUUUGCACAAUAUUGAACGAAGUGGACUUUCUGAAUGUGUCAGAGGGUUAUACGAAAGAUACUGUGAUUUUGUCUUCAAAAAAGAAAUUGUUCGAUGUCUACAAGAUUUCAGACCAGAAGUCUGUGAAGAGUUGGUCUGUUAGACAUGGUGUAACGUUGACAAGCCCAGUUCUGUGGAAUCCUCAGCUUGAGAAGUUUGUGACUGUUGUAAACAAUCAGGAUGUACGGUUGUGGGACAAAGAAAAUGCAGAUUUUGAAAAGUCAAAGAAAAAACAGUCAAGCACCAAGAUCCAUGAGGUCAUGUCUUGUAGUGAUUAUGAACCUGUGAUAUUGUUUAGUAACGGAAAAGUUGAUUUACUUAGCAAGAUCAAGGAGGACCAUAGUAGAGGGCCUUUAACAAACAAACAUGAGAUAUACUGGUGUAAGACAGUAUGUGUACAGUCUACACUGAUGGUGCUGUUUGCAGUCAUUACACAGAAAGGUGUUGAGUUACACACAAACAAAUAUAAUGCAGAUAACAGUUCAUGGCAUCACACUGUAAUAACUGUACCACAAACAGACAGUUCAGCAACACAUCACACCGUACAAGCGGUACCACAUUCAGACAGUUCAGCAACCCUGUGUUCCUGUGACGCUAUACCUCUGGCUGACUGUGUCAAUGUAUUCUGUCUCUGGAGUGAUGGGAAAUUAAGUUCUCUAAGAGUGAACCAAGGCAGCUGUUUACCAGGACCAUGCCACACUAUAGAAGGAGUUAAUAAAGAUAGCACAAUACUGGUCGUAGAUGAUUUUCACAUUGCAGUAGCUGGGGUUGCAGAUAACAAUAUCACUGGUCUGGGUAUAUUUGACACAAAGUUUGGCCUCUUGAAGUCAUGGCAACCGUUUCCUGACAAAUGUCUCUGUAAACCAAAGAUUUGUAAAGUAGGAGGUAAUUUGUUUAUGCCAUGUGGUACAACACUGUACAGGUACAAGUAUGAAUGCGAACCAUCCACUUUAGUCAGCCUUCUAGGACAGGCGAAAAUAGACAGUGCAGACAAGCAGUCAGUCCCUGGUCACUAUACAUGGAACCCAAAUAACAUGAGAUGUAGUGUGAGUCAGCCAUCAACGCAUGUUGCUGAAUUACUGAAAACUUUGACAGAGUCAUCAAUGACUUAUACAAAAUUCAAGUCAGCAUUUAGCCGGCUUUUGGCAGAAUUGAAAAAGAUUGAGAACCACCAUUGGUUGUCAACAAGUCACAUGACUACACUGGUGCAAAGGAUGAUGGAUGAGAAAAAGUUUUGGGCAAAGGAGGAAUUGUGUCAGUUGAUUACACUGAAAUGCAUACCACUUAGUAUCAUGGAUGAGUUAUUCAGCUGUCUUGUACAGAAGUCAGAGAUUUCCAUGCUACACACUAUAUUAAAUACUUUACCAAACAUACCAGAGAAAUGUUUAUGCCGGGCACUGUCAUUCUUUCUUCAGUGUGAUGAGGAAAAAUUACCAACAUUGGAUGAAAUGGAAGAUGAAUCUAGUGAGGAUGAUAAUCAGGAUAAGCCAUACAGUUGUCCAAUUAGUGCAAGCAGAUCUGCUAUCAUAAAUGAGAUUCUUUGUUUACCAUACAGUGAUACAUUUCUCCUGGAAUGCUUGAGAAACGUUUCAUUUAAGGAUGCCUUGAAAUUACUAGAAUAUCUGUGCUAUUUGUUGGAAACAAAGUCUGGUUUUCUGAAAGGAGGGAAAGAAAGGAAAAGACAAAAACUGUCACAGAUACAGGUUCUUGACUGGUUAUGUCUGGUACUUGACGCUCACAUUACACAAUUUGUUUUGUCUCCCGACUGCCAUGUGACUAUUGUCAAACUAGAAUCUAUAGUAAGAGAACAGGUACAGUUUUUUGAUGGACUUGUCACCCUAGAAGCCCUGUUGGAACAUUUUAAAGCAAAGAGCUCACUACCGCAGGAUAAAAAGAUCGGACAUUAUUGUAUAGAAGUUUUACAUGUAUAUUAACAAUACUUUUUAUUGAUAUUUGAAAUAAACAGUUAAAAAUA